AUGACGACGUCAAAGCCUCACACUGAGCCUUUCUGGCUUGGGUACGUAUUGGAUGCUCUGCUCGCUCGUCACUGUGAAGCAACAACUUACACCAAGUUGUCUAUUCAGCGGCGCGGCGGCAUGUACGGCCGUGUGUUUCACCGCAUGCAGGUCCUCAAGUCCAGCAACUCCAUGCUGAGUACAAUGUACAGAUUUGGCCUCCGAGACGGUAUCCCCUCAUUAUGGGGCGGCCUAUCGGCGUCUAUUUUACGACAAGGCACAUACUCAACUGCCCGAUUUGGCUUGCAUAAUUAUCUUUCCUCGCGGUUGCUCCAUACGUCCGGGAGGGACAGGCUUCCGGCAUCAUGGAAUAUUGCUUGCGCGGGGGUUUCCGGUGGAAUUGCCGGGUUGAUUGGUAACCCUACUGAGAUUGUUCUUGUCCAUGUGUCACAGAUCGCAUCCUACGCGUCCGCAAAGCAGUCUCUGCUGGCAUCGAGUAACAUGUCGGACAACGUCACCACCCACGUCCUUGCUUCGUUGAUGGCAGGAACAGUAGCCACGACACUCUGUGCUCCUGCAGAUGUUUUGAAGAGCCGGAUGCAGUCGAGUGCUAGUGGAGAUGCAAGUUCAUUCUUGUUCGGCCAUUGUUCGUAG
Molecule: messenger RNA, 633 nt
Organism: Metarhizium acridum CQMa 102
Lineage: Eukaryota; Fungi; Ascomycota; Sordariomycetes; Hypocreales; Clavicipitaceae
Source: RefSeq, a predicted model, not a curated record